This is a messenger RNA of Pseudozyma hubeiensis SY62, 327 nucleotides long. RefSeq lists its product as hypothetical. NCBI's taxonomy places the organism in Eukaryota, Fungi, Basidiomycota, Ustilaginomycetes, Ustilaginales, Ustilaginaceae. Bases 1 to 327 code for a protein of 108 amino acids. The transcript has a single exon. The record is from RefSeq and is a predicted model, not a curated record.
AUGGUUUGCUCGAUGCGAGAAGGGUCUACCUGUGUAGCCGAGCGUUGGACGAACCCGGACCUGCCUGGAGCCUGCAAUCGUAUCUCGGAAGAAGAUAGGACCGACAGUCGGACUUCUCACAACCUCAUCGGCGGAGAGAAACCUCAGGGUCCUUCUGGGCGCACGUUCAGCGUGUCGAUCUGGGCGCAAACAGACCCUGAAUCUGCCAGAAGACCCAAAAGGAACGGAGUUGUUUCGAGGAUCAUCAACCCCAAGAUGAAUCCUCGCACACCUUGCUGUCUGUUUUUGGACCGAACUCUCUGCAUACUUUCGGUCGUGCUGAGUUGA